Molecule: messenger RNA, 1525 nt
Organism: Pseudo-nitzschia multistriata
Lineage: Eukaryota; Bacillariophyta; Bacillariophyceae; Bacillariales; Bacillariaceae
Source: the annotation of a GenBank genome assembly
CUACCAGCCGGUACGGUACACUUAGUAGUCGACCUGUGGUCCGAGAAUGACCCCAAAAGAAGUGAAUAUAUAUGAAGGAAGUAUCGUAAGAACCUUUGUCUUGGUGAGCACACAAAGGGAAAGGAGUGAAAAGAACCACCCGAUGCAUAYUCGAACUUCUGUGUACGGAAUAGCACCCACGAAAGCAAUUCACCUCAUCCGCCCCGACAUGAUUGCGCGAGAAUGAGGGUCAAACGACAAGGCAACCCAAUAGACUGGAAGAAAAGYGCAUUCCAUUGUGCCUUUCUCCUUUUAUGUUUUGCUACGGUGCUCAACUUGCGCGGCUUUGCAAGCUUGGAUUUUACGUAUCAGCUGAUGGAAUAUGCAAGCACCGAGGUGCUUUCGCCAUCGAUUAGGAGCAGCAACAGCAACACUGCCUACAARCAAUCGUUUGGAUUGCUGAAUGAUAUUCCAAACGAGGAGUGGGAAAAAAUCCGUCGAAAGGUCCAUACGCAGAGCAUUUAUCAGAACCCGGAGAAUCCUCUGCUUCGAGUCCAUGAGACCGAAUACUGGUUGCAGAACAACCUAAAUCCAAAUUUUGAWUGCAAUAAAAAGGMACAAAUAGGGGGACAAAAUUUGGAAGAUGGAGUGAAAUUUGUUUGCAAUCCAGAUAGGUUGACGACUCACAAGACCGACGAAGGAGACGAAGAAAAGGGUUGCCUGGUGUAUUCCAUUGGCUGUGCCGGAAACUACGUAUUCGAAGACGGAUUAUCCGAGCGUCUCAAAAAUAAGUGCGAGAUACACGUCUUUGACCCGGCUCCAAAAUGGGCCCGGAGAGGUGAUCCCGAAACCAAAAACAUYCACUACCACGCAUGGGGAUUUGUGAGAUCGCUCGACCGCCAAGCGAAAUCCAGGGUCUGGCCCGCCGGGGURGGAGGCGAGUUUAAAACCUUUCAAGAAACCAUAGAGGCCCUGGGUCACAAAAAUAGGACCAUCGACCUGUUCAAGAUCGAUUGCGAGGGCUGCGAAUACUCCACGUACAAAGACUGGAUCGGCCACGAYAUUCGUCAGAUCUUGGUAGAAAUUCACGGAGUUCCGACCCCGGAUGGACCACCGGGAUWUUGGUAUUCAGAAAACAUGGACGUAUCUGAAUACUACGGAGAGUAUCAGAAGAAUGGGUUUGCCUUGUACCAUAGCCAUCCGUAUCAAAAGGGGGUGGAAUUGGGUUAUAUCCGACUCGAUCAAGAUUUCUGGCGCCCGCUCGAUGCUUAAYUCCCAUCUGCGCUUGCGCAAACUGGACGAGAUGCAAACCCUUAUACCAACACCACAACCCGCAAUGCCGGAGGCACCGAAAAUUGUUUUGAAUGCGCUUCUUUUUGCCUCGUACGGUACACAACGCUAAAUUCUAGCCCCCUUCAUGUUUUCAUCAGAAAAGACAUGGAGGUAAAAAUAAUGAAAUGAAUGAAUGAAUUGGAUCGUGACCGCUACUAGUAGUUAUACUCAAUCGCAUAGACGUGCGAUUCUCCAAUAGAUUUCAUCAGACUCU